AUGUCCUCGUUGAAAGAAAUUUGUGAGGGUCUUCCACUGGACCCCCUUCCACCUAGGAGAGAAAGAGACGAAUCUGUGCCACACGCUCCCGUGAGGACACCCGAUCUCUCCCCUGAGGAACAGAGGUUAGCGCUGGAAAACUCGCUGCGAUAUUUCCCGCCCAAUCUACACGAGACGCUGGCACCAGAGUUUGCUGAUGAACUACAGAAUUAUGGACAUAUAUACAUGUACCGAUUCCUACCUCAGAUUCAAAUGAGGGCUUUUCCUAUCGGGGAGAUCCCAGCUAGAAAUAGACAUGCGGCAGCUAUUAUGCAUAUGAUUUUAAACAACCUUGACCCACGUGUGGCUCAAUUCCCACAGGAGUUAGUGACAUAUGGUGGAAAUGGACAGGUGUUGUCCAAUUGGGCACAGUUUUGGUUGGUGAUGAAAUACUUGUCGGAGAUGACAGACGAUCAGACGUUGGUAAUGAAUUCUGGACAUCCCCUUGGCCUGUUCCCUAGUAGUACAUCAGCACCCCGAUUGGUCAUUACCAAUGGCAUGGUUAUACCAAAUUACUCAUCAAGACAGGAUUACGAGAAGAUGUUUGCACUAGGGGUCACGAUGUAUGGACAGAUGACUGCUGGUAGUUACUGUUACAUAGGACCACAGGGGAUAGUUCAUGGUACCACGCUUACUAUUCUUAACGCUGCAAGAAAACACCUAGGUAUAACGGACAUGGCAGGCAAGGUAUUUGUCACAUCCGGACUCGGAGGAAUGAGCGGGGCCCAGCCCAAGGCAGCGGCUAUCUGUGGCUGUAUUGGACUUGUGGCAGAGGUCAGCAGAGAGGCAUUGGAUAAACGAUACAAACAAGGCUGGUUGAUGCAAGUCACCGACAACCUAGACGAAUGCAUGGCGAUCCUUCGUCAGGCGCGGAAACAAAAGAGAACUUUGAGUUUGGGCUACCAUGGAAAUGUCGUUGACAUAUGGGAGAGAUUAGUGUACGAAUAUGAGAAUACUGGAGAUAUGUUAGUGGAUCUUGGGUCAGACCAGACAUCAUGCCACAAUCCAUACCUCGGCGGAUACUACCCUGUACAGAUUUCCUAUGAGGAAGCACUGACUACCAUGCACGAAGAUCCUAUACGAUUUAAAAAUCUGGUCCAAGAAAGCCUUCGAAGACACAUUGCUGCCAUAAACAAGCUUGCUGACAGAGGGAUGUAUUUCUGGGAUUAUGGGAAUGCUUUUUUACUGGAAGCCGACAGAGCAGGAGCUGAUGUGGGUCGUCAACAGGGACUGAAUGGAACAUUGUUCAGAUACCCUUCCUACGUACAGGACAUCAUGGGCGACAUAUUCUCUCUAGGGUUUGGUCCAUUCAGAUGGGUGUGUACAUCUGGCGAUCCGUCUGACCUUGAAAAAACUGACGAAAUAACGACGUCGAUACUGGAGGACAUCAUCAACAAAGGAGUUCCAGAAGGAAUCAAGCAGCAAUACAAUGAUAAUAUCAGAUGGAUUAAAGAGGCGAAAAACAACAAAUUGGUUGUAGGAUCACAGGCGAGAAUUCUAUAUUCCGACCAAAAAGGUAGGAUAGCGAUUGCGACAGCCUUCAAUGACGCAGUGGCUGAGAGGAAACUAAAGGGUCCAGUGGUGUUGAGUCGCGAUCAUCAUGAUGUCAGUGGUACAGACAGUCCAUUCAGGGAAACAUCCAACAUUUAUGACGGGUCAGCAUUUACAGCAGACAUGGCAGUUCAGAAUGCAAUCGGUGACGCAUUCAGGGGAGCUACGUGGGUAGCUCUUCACAAUGGAGGUGGUGUCGGCUGGGGCGAGGUGAUCAAUGGAGGGUUUGGUCUUGUGUUAGACGGAUCAGAGGAGGUUCGCCAACGGGCGGAGCGUAUGCUGGCCUGGGACGUGUCGAACGGAGUAGCAAGACGGUGUUGGUCCGGAAAUAAUCGAGCACAGGAAACCAUUUGUCGGAUUAUGGAUGACAAUCCAAAGUUGAAGGUCACAUUACCGCACCAUGUAGAAGACAAAACUAUCCUUGAUAAAGCUCUCGGCAACGCGUGA
Messenger RNA from Ylistrum balloti, 2037 nucleotides. Its product is annotated as urocanate hydratase-like. Gene Ontology annotation, biological process: L-histidine catabolic process. Gene Ontology annotation, molecular function: urocanate hydratase activity. The record is from RefSeq and is a predicted model, not a curated record. NCBI's taxonomy places the organism in Eukaryota, Metazoa, Mollusca, Bivalvia, Pectinida, Pectinidae. The coding region runs from base 1 to 2037 and encodes 678 amino acids. The transcript has 21 exons.